This is a messenger RNA of Alternaria rosae, 2169 nucleotides long. RefSeq lists its product as uncharacterized. The transcript is spliced from 4 exons. The record is from RefSeq and is a predicted model, not a curated record. NCBI's taxonomy places the organism in Eukaryota, Fungi, Ascomycota, Dothideomycetes, Pleosporales, Pleosporaceae. The coding region runs from base 1 to 2169 and encodes 722 amino acids.
AUGGGACGUACCUACCGUACGCCCUCCCCCACUAAGGAGGCCUAUAUCAGCACCAGCAACGUGAACUCGCCCUACGCUCCUCCAGAAGCCCGCCACGCAAGCUAUCAGCAACCCGCAAUAAAGACAGAAGAGCAACAUCAACGAGAUGAUGCAGCCUUAGCCCGUCUCCGAAGCGAUCUUGAUGUCAACAGCGACUCGGUUGACCCAAAGCCGUUCAAUAAGACCGCUCCCGUCAACAGUGAGGGUGCUGAAGGUAUAGCGCAACCUGACGAGCCGCAAACACCCAAGAAGAAGCGCACACCGAUUCUUUGGCACGGUUUACCUUCGCCUGAUACACCCACUUUCCAUGGCGAUGCAGGCACUACGACUUCAGCAGCAGACUCUACGCGAACUGAGCUAACCGAUCGUGGCGGUAUUGACAACGUCAAAAUCACGAUCUCGCCGGCCUUCGGUAUUACAACACAGAAUGAUGACGAACUUGCGCGCGAGCUGGCACAGACUCUCAGUCCUUCGUUAACCCGUAGGAGUACCAGACUGCGCAAGCAACCAAAGCCGAUAUAUACUGUCCAAGUACCAGUCACAGCGCCCAGGACUCUUCGUAAGCUACUCCCCGCAACGAAAGCGUCAGAUCCCGCGGCACAACCGGAGUUCAGCUUCAGCACUGAACCUAUCAAGGCCGACCCCGUACCGUUCGAUGGACUGCCAACCGUUCACUCGCUGUCCUGGCAGCUCCAAUAUCCACCUGGAGGCAGCACCCACCCUUGCUACCCGUAUCCUGCACUGGACCCGCGUCUUCUCUUCCAUCAGGCUUUCGUUCCAAUCAUCGGCGGACUACCCGACUUCAAGUUGGUGCCAAAGCUCGUGCUCCCAAUGGGCUGGAAGCAGGUUUCAUGGUCUGGCCUACUGCCGAUCGUUUUCGAUCCAUAUCGCCAGGCUUUCAAGCUCACACCAGUCGGACCAAUGCCGCUGACCUGUGAAGAACUUCACCAGCAAGGUCUUCAUAAGUAUGUCCCCGGCGGUGAAUUGCACCCAGAGUACGGUAUGUUGCCUGACAUGCUCAAGCUCAGCGACGGAAGCGAUGCAGAGGUCUUCAACUUCGAUGGAACGGAUUGGACCUUGCCGUGGGAUGGGCAGUUGGACUUCCAUGCACCUUCGUCCGAGACCAUUACCAGGCGCGAGAGCGAAUCGUAUUCCACACCCUCAAGCCCAUUGGUCUUCACGCCAGUAGCCCCAACUCACUACAACGAAGCCUGGGACUGCCCCGACGGUAUCAUCGACUUAUCUGAUGCAUGGAGAUGGCUAGCUGAGUACGACAUCAAGCCUACAUCGAGCUUCAUCGCCUCCUCGGGCAAAACUUGGAGAGGUACCGGCAGCCACCGUGUUCCCCGCCGCUACAAGCAACCGAUCGCAAGUCUGAUGUCGAAUACCAUCGCCACCCUCGUGUCCAAUCCUACUGAGACUUUCCUUGUCAACCAGGAUACCAGAGAGUUCUGUACCUUCAGGAGUGUUGCGACACCCGUCCAUGUCAACAUCACUCUUCUCGAAGACAUGGAGUUCACCUUGAAAGAGCUGCUAUGCUACUUCCCUUGGCAUUACUACUGGAGGAAGGCGGCCGAUCGAUUCGUCGCGGCAGGUCUGUCUGGCGGGGAUGUGGCCAAUAUGAUCAAUCUGACCAGAAAGCUUGAGGGUGAUGCAGCAAGGAAGUCUGGUGGAAUUACUGGCAACAUACUGUAUGAGACAGCAGAGGACGGCACGCGCGUCAAAAUCGUACGCUCCGGUGACGGGAAGCCAAGAUACACGGCUCAAGGUUGGACUUACGAUCAAUGGGAGCUAGCCGACUAUCCCCUACUCGGCCUUGCGCAUGGGCUGGUGGAACUACCAACUGGAGAAGAUGCGGGACCGUUGACAAAGAUGAUCAUCUGGUGUCGCGAGCAGGGCAAGUAUCGUACGAUGCUUUCCGAAGUACCGGCGCUGUUGGAGGAAGCAGGUAUUGAGGAAAAGAUUCAGCGGCCCGAGAUUGGAUGUCCGGACCAGAUGAUGUUUUUUGAUCAUGCCGAGGUGGUGAAGGAGGACCGUAAGAGGGUGAUUGCGAGUGAGAAGCUGCUGAAGAGGAAGAGGGAGCAUGAGGGCAGGGAGGAGACCAGGGGCAGAAAGAGGAAGUCAGAGUAG